Molecule: messenger RNA, 11978 nt
Organism: Eriocheir sinensis (Chinese mitten crab)
Lineage: Eukaryota; Metazoa; Arthropoda; Malacostraca; Decapoda; Varunidae
Product: basement membrane-specific heparan sulfate proteoglycan core protein-like
Exons: 9
Coding region: 1119-3176 (685 amino acids)
Cellular component (GO): neuron projection
Source: RefSeq, a predicted model, not a curated record
UGUGUGUGUGUGUGUGUGUGUGUGUGUGUGUGUGUGUGUGUGUAGGAGAUGGAAAAAGUUGACCAGCAGCAGCGAAAGCAACAACAAUAACAACAACAACAACAACAGCAACAACAGCCGUCCACGGGAAAGACCUUUCGUCGGAGCGCGGGUGGAUCUGGCAGGCGAGCGAUUCUUGUUCCCUAAAACUGGCCGAGGGCGAGUGAAAACAAAACGUACGUAAGUGACAGACGGUGAUCCGGAGAGGGAGGAGUAUAACGCACGCAUCGACGCGGAGGGUGACACAGGCGGCUCCGUUACGCUCUCGUGUGCGCGCCGCGAAGUAGUGGCGCCUUGAGGAAGAAUAGAAAACAGCAGCGACGCAUUAGAAAAACAGCGAACAUAAGUGGUCCCGCGUUGAGAGAAAACAAGAAAAUAACAACAACUGAUUACUUAAAGAGCGAACAUAAGGAGGAAAAUAAACAAGUGACACAUAUACGGAACAGUAAGUCUUAGUAUCUACAGGAAUAAAGAAAAAAACAGAAAAACGAGGCAAAUAUAUUCCUGCGGGAAGAAACAAGUGACUAUCAGAUAAACGGUGAAGCUAAUCUCUAUAUCAACAGGGCCACGGAAAACAGAGAAACACAUUACAAGCGAAAGGCGUUAAAGGAGACAAGUGAAUAUUAGAUCAACGGUACAGCGUCUCAAUAUCAAUACGAACUUAGAACAAAAAAAAACUAUUCAUAUUCGUCCGGGAGUGAGUAGAAACAUGAACAAGGGUGAGGGAAUACCAGACGCGAGUUAGUGAAAGUCUUUAGAGUCGUACCAACUUGGAAACAAAAAUAAGAAGGUAACGUAUUCCCAACAGAGUGAACGGAAGCGGUUAAACAGACAAGUGGCGAUCGAAAAUAAAGCGCAGUAACUCUAGCGACGCAGAGUCACAGAAAGACGCAGUUGGUUACGUAUGAGAUAAAGAAUAAGACACAGACGUAACAUAUUCCAAAGAACAAACUGAAGUGAUAAAACAGACGAGUGACAGAAGGAUUACAAAACACAGAACACGGAACACAUUUAAAAGUGAAAAUAAACUACACAAAACACAAAAUAACAGUGAUAAAAGUGAGAUAACAGUGAUCACAAUGUCUACCUCCACCACAAUCAUCACCACCACCACCACCACCGACACAGGAUCCCUCUCCCCCUCCCCCAAACACUCCUCCAUCUCCUCCUCCUCCUCCUUCCUCUCAGAUAAGCGCUCCUCUGACUCGCAAUCCUUAGACAGAAAGGAGGAAAAGGAGAAGACUGAGGAGAAGGAAGAGGAGAGCAAAGAGAUUACACCACAAGACGACCGCGACCCCCUGCCUCCUGUCGCCACACACAACCCUGCUCCGCGCUGCCACAGCCCGCCACAGCCUCCCUCUGCUGUGCCGGCCGCGCGGGGGACGCCGGGAGACUUCAACACAGCAGACUCGAGGCUCCCGGGCCCACCUGCUUCCCCCUGCUCCUGUGGCACCGGCAGGGAGGGCAGGGAGAGCAGGGACGGCAGGGCGCUAUCAUCGGAGACCAUGGCAAGUAAGCAGAAGGAUGAUAACACGUGGCUAGCGGGCGACGACGAGGCGGCGCUGAUAUUCCAGGAUGAUGAAAGGGAAGAAGGAAGCCAGUGGUGCAGGAGGAGGAGGAGGAGGAGGAGGAGGAGGGCGGAGGGUAAUGAAGGAGACGUAAUCAGCGAAGGAGUCAAGAAGCGGCCCUGCGGAACACCUCUCUGCGCCGCUGUGAUCCUCUCCCUCCUCUCCACAGCCUCAGCCAGCGUCAGCAACGACAUCCACGCCGGAAUUGGCAACAAGGACGCCCCGCAGUUCGGCGAAACCAUCCAGAACGUGACGGUGGCGGCGGGGCGCGAGGCGAGGCUCUCCUGCAUAGUGGACAACCUCGGCGAGUAUAGGGUCGGGUGGCUGAAGGUCGACUCUCAGACCAUCUUGACCUUGCAGAACCGCGUCGUGACCCACAACGCGCGCGUCACCCUCACCCACGACCAGCACCGCACCUGGAACCUGCACAUCCGCCAGGUGAAGGAGAGCGACAGCGGCUGUUACAUGUGCCAGAUCAACACCCCCGUCAUGCAGAACCAAGUGGGAUGCAUCAAGGUCCACGUUCCCCCGGACAUCAUCAACGACGAGACAUCUUCGGACACCACCGUCAACGAGGGGGACAGUGUGACGCUGCGCUGCGUGGCCGAAGGGUACCCGAAGCCAGAGAUCAAGUGGAAGAGGGAGGACAACCGACGCAUCACCCUCAAAACAUCCACCAGAGACACGGCCAAAGAGGUUGAGUCGGUACCCGGGAACAACCUCACCUUGGAUCGAGUGUCCCGGAAGCAGAUGGGAGCAUACCUGUGCAUAGCCAGCAACGGUGUGCCGCCCUCCGUCAGCAAGCGCAUCAUUGUCAACGUGAAUUUCUCGCCCGUAGUGAAGUCGGACAACCAGCUCAUCGGCUCGCCCAUCGGCACGGACGUGGAGAUAGAGUGUCACGUGGAGGCGUACCCCAAGGCCGUCAACUACUGGGAACGGGAGAACGGAGAGAUGCUGCUAGACGGGAGAAAGUACAAGUUGGACGAGAACGUGGACAUGUACCGGGUGACGAUGAAGCUGACCAUUCAAGACUUCGGGAAGGUCGACGCGGGCCAGUACAAGUGCAUCUCCACCAACUCCCUGGGCAAGGCCGACACCGCCAUCCGCCUCUACGAGAUCGAGGUGCCCACGCCGAAGUCCACCACGGAGCACCACCAAUACAACCCUUACUCUACCACGCCGCACAGCAAGUCCGUCAACCUUAUACGCACGGACAACGACUACAGGAAGAACAUCGAGGGAGGCGGCGGCGGGAUACCAGGCGGAGGAGGCGGGACAGGAGGCGUGGGAAGAAGCGGAGAAUUCAUCAACUACGGUGUUGGUGGGGAUUACAAGACUAGAGAAGACGGGAGGAAUAGACAGAGAUCGGACAGGUUGGAGUAUGACAAGACAGGGGGCAUAGAGGCGAACUACCAACCGUCGAAUGGGGAAGGGAUGGAUGGCCUGGGGAGCGACGCCUCAGCCCUCCGCCCUGGUCUUGCGUGCCGGGGGUCGGGGGUUGCAGGGGUGAUGGUGUGGGCCGUGGGUGUGGUGACGACCCGGUGGUGGUUGUUAGGGAGUCUCUUUUAGCCUGGUAUGUCCUCCUUGUGUUAACUGGUACUCGCAUUAACUAGGUACACUGGGCCGCCUGGUCCUCGUGGUAGUGUUCGGUUACCAGGCCGGUGUAGUGGUAGACGUGUGUGCCCGCCGGUGAGUCCGUGCACGUGGCUAACAUUUGCAUGUUUUGUCACCUGCCCACCUGGCCGCGUGUUAAUUAAUCUGUUGCAUCACCUGUUUGACACAAGACGUGGGUAAUAACAACAUAUUUCAUCACCUGGCUACCUGGAAACGUGUUAAUUAAUGUGCUGUAACACCUGGUAUGCGCAAGACGUGGCUAAUAACUAAAUAUUUACUUUCACCUGGCUACCUGGACGCGUGCUUUAUGAAUAUAUUUCAUUACCUGACGUGCUAACCGUGAAUAAUAAGAGCGUAUUUGAACACCUGGCUAUCUAAACAUAUGCUAAGUUAGUGUCUGCUGCAUCGUCUGGUAUACUCAAGACUCGCCAAAUAACACCGUGUUCAUCACCUGGCUACCUGUUCACGUGUUUGAUGGGCGUGUGUUCUGUCACCCAGCUAGCAGGGCGCGUGCUUAAUUGGUGAGUGUUGGGUCCAGGGCUUACUCAACAUGUGGUCAAUGAACGUAUGUUGUACAAGCUGGCGGUGCACUGCGGUGAUUAACGUGUUUGGCAUAAAAACAAGCACGAACAGGGAUAACCGACGCCAUAAAAAAAACACGGUAAACGACUUGCGUGACUAACGAAUUGAAAUACCUGGCUGAGCGGUGUGUGAUUUACUCGUAGCAUUUAGACCAUCACGAGCUGACUGUGCGGCCGACCAAGUGACUGGCAACGCUUGUGAAAACUGGUGACUUUGUGACUGUCCCGCACUUGACUGUCAGCGCCAAGAAGGAUAGAGUGUGAAUGACUGGGUGACUAACUGGUUGACAAGAUGGUCUCUACUCGAGGAUAAGAAGAGAACGAUAAUAAUAAGAAUUUAGGAACGUGGAUAUAGAGAUGAGAUGACUGUUGGCACUGAGGAGAACAAAUGGAGUGACUGGAUGACUGACACACACACUGGCUGACUAAGAUGACACUGGAUUUAGACUAGGAACAUAUGUAAAUGACUGACUAACUGACUGGUUGACUGGCUGGGAGGCUGACAAACAAAAGAAACGGCCUUGGAGACAGUCUAUCAACACUUUUAAAUCACUGACUAGCGUAUAUAACUGACUGGCUGACUUAUAAGAGGGCGGCCUCGGGGACAGUCUGGCAACACUCGUAAAUGAAAACUGGCAACCGUGGUGACUGGUCGGGCACUUGACUGGCUAAUUGGUGCACCUUUUCCAACGAAUUCCCCCGCCGGUUAAUUGGCGCCAAUGGACGGUGCCUGCGCCUCGCUUUAAUUGGUAUACAACACCGGCCUCGCUCACUCCUCCGCUAAAUGGCUCCUCCCAGGUAAACAGGUACACACGCGCACACACAUGCAUACACACAUACACACACACACAUAAAGGCACAUAGGUUACAUACAUGCAUGCGCACAGUGUCUCCAAUUACCGAAAAAAAUAGAAAAAAGGAAUUACGUGCAUUCUUACAUACACGCAAACAAGCAUGCAUAUAUACAUACAUACAUACAUACAUACUUACACACAUACAUACAUAUAUAUACACGCAUACAUACAUACAUACAUACACAAUUGCACACAAAUAAAUAAAAAAAAGAAUUUAAAUAACUUUAGGCAAACAAUACAUACCUAAAGAUCACACACACACACACACACACACACACACACACACACACACACACACACACACACACACACACACACACACAUCAAUGUACAAUAUCAUAGGAGGGGCGAGAACGUGCGUGGGGAGAGUAGUAAGGAUGGAAGGGGGAGAGGGAGAGACCGAGGGAAUGGAAAGGGGGGAGGGAGGGAGGGAGGGAGAGGGAGUCACAACCUAAUUAAUAAACAAGAGAGAGGGUCAUCCAGGCGCCGUUUGGGGGGAGGGGGGGAGAGGGAGGGAAGAAGGGAGGGACAGACUGGUGUUAUUGCAAGAAGUGGGAGGGAGACAGGGAGGGAGGGAAAGGGAGGGAGAGGAGCCUAUAUUUAACUAGCCUUUCUUAAUUACUUUCAAACUCGGGGUGGAAAAAACAUGGCAGGAGUUUUAAUAAUAAUAAUCUUCCCUGUGGUUAGUUUUAUAACGAAGAAAAUUGAGACUUUGACCACAACCUUAGAGGAGAGAAGAGGAGAGGACGAAGAAAGAGAAAGAAAAGACUUGAACUUUCACGCGACGAAAAGAAUCAAGUGUGCCACCAAGCAAGACAGCAAAGAAGAAAAAAUAGGAAAAGAAAAACUGUCCAUUGCCUCUUCGUGUCUUAUAAAUAAACUUCGCAUACUCAUAAACUUCCACAAAGGAAAACUCUCAAAGGAGAAACUAAACAAAAGAUUAUCGCCCCAUACAAUAACUACUCUAAUCAAGGUAUAUGUUUUUCUCCAAUGGACAAAACACCUAAAGAGAAGCACUAAUAAAGGACAAUGCCACCGCGCGCUACUUCCAAACUCUAAAAAUUAGAGAAAAAAAAAUCCAACAAUUAAAAGUCCCGAAUUUUUAACCAGGUGAACGGAAGGUUAAUUCACGUCGCCAGGUGGACAGGUGUGUUGGUCGAGGCAGGUAAAUGAGGGUGAGAGUGUCCCUGAGGCAGCCAGGUGCACUGAUUAACCCAGGUGUACACGACUAAGGUGUGUGUGUGUGUGUGUGUGUGUGUGUGUGUGUGUGUGUGUGUGUAUACGUGUUCAUGACAAUAGAUAAGUAUGUGUGCAUGUGCGUGUGUGUGUGUGUGUGUGUAGUGUAUAUAGUGUACAUGUGUCCAUUACUACACCCUCCCCCCCUUGCAUGCUAUCAUCCCUUGAGUGUACAUUUUUUCUCUUCCUCCACAGUCUCAUUAUGUACUCGAGGUAUAACUUCCGGCGCCGCGAAGCCGUGUGCGUGUCGGUGCAUACGAAGCGUACACAUGUAGGAAACGUGUGUGUGUGUCCUGCAUGCUCCGAGACACCCAUGUAUACAGAGGCGUGUGUACAUGUAUAAGGCAUUUUAAGGACGUUUUCUUCUCAUGGCGGCAAAGAGAGAGAGAGAGAGAGAGAGAGAGAGAGAGAGAGAGAGAGAGAGAGAGAGAGAGAGAGAGAGAGAGAGAGAGAGAGAGAGAGAGAGAGAGAGAGAGAGAGAGAGAGAGAGAGAGAGAGAGAGAGAGAGAGAGAGAGAAACACACUCUUAAAAAUAUACAAAUAAUAAUAAAGUGAAUAUGAGUGAAGAGAACGCAAAAGGAGCGGCAGGAGUUGGCGGAGCAGAGGAUGGACAGUGUAGGAGGGGGGGCGGGAGGGGGGGAAUAAGAGGGAGGAAGGAGGGACGAAGGAACGGGUGGCAUAAGGGAGAAGCGGGAGGAUUGGAGGGAAGGGAAGAAGUAAGGAGAAAAGGAAUAAAUAAGGGAGAGAGUGAAAAAACAGCAAGAAGGUACAGUUUGAUAAUCACCUAAUGUAUAGAAAUAAGAAAAAAGCAAUCAAACGUAUAUAAUCACAGAGGACUCAGGCACAUAAAUAGAAGAGCAAAAAUAGAGGAGUUAAAGGGAGAAGGGAGAAGGUGGUAAGAGGGUAAAAAGACAAACACUUAUUAAAGGAAAACAAAAAAUGGGAAGAAUCUACAAUAUCCAACACAGUAAACCAUGGGCAUAUCAAGUCUUGUAUUAUCAGUGAAUUCAGAUCCACAAAGGAGAAUAGAUAAGAGCCUCUACAUUUACUUAGCCGGAGGAGGCAACAAGGCGGCCCGGAGGAGAGCGAGUAGAGUAAUUAAAGUUAAUCAGUGGGGAGGAAGCGGCGACAAUUACAAUUAUUGAACAGCCUCUGUCCGGCCGCAUUCCAGACGGGACAGUAUCAAUUACCAGAGAGAGAGAGAGAGAGAGAGAGAGAGAGAGAGAGAGAGAGAGUGUGUGUGUGUGUGUGUGUGUGUGUGUGUGUGUGUGUGUGUGUGAGAGAGAGUAUGUGUGAGUGUGUGUGUGAGUAUAUGUGUGUGUGUGUGUGUGUGUGUAAGUGAGUGAGAGAGUAAGCGAGGAAGAGCUUAAUUAACUCAUGAUGAAUUGAUGCAGCGUUACAUUAUUCAAGUGUAUGUGCUAUGGGUGGCGGCGGCGGCGGCGGUGGUGGCGGCGACGGUGGCAGAGGUGGUGUCGUAGGUGUGGUGGUGGUGGUGGUGGUUGUGAUGGUGAUAGCAGUGGCGAUAAUGAUAUGGUGAUGAGAUUGUGGUGAUGUUGGUGGUGGUAGUGAGGACCCAUAGAGACGAACAGUGGUGAUGAUGAUGAUGAUGAUGAUGAUGAUAAUGAUUUUUUUUUUUUUUACAGUAAAGAAAGCAGCUCAAGGGCACAAAAAAUAAUUAUGAGAAAAAAAAAACGCUAAUCACUGCCCCUAUAAAUUAUGAUUAUGAUAAUGAUGACAAUGAUGAUGGUAUUAUGAUAAUGAGCAGAAAAUAGCACUAGUAAUAAUAUAAACAACAGCGAUAAUAAUGAUGACAAUAAUAAUAAUAAUAAUAAUAAUAAUAAUAAUAAUAAUAAUAAUAAUAAUAAUAAUAAUAAUAAUAAUAAUAAUAAUAAUAAUAAUAAUAAUGUUCUUUCCCUGAGCUGGAUUCGAACCCUGGUACACCUAGGAUAUAAAGGUUAGCGGGUCACCUGAAUACUAGCGGACCACUUCAAUAGCUGACACUUAGCAAGGACUUCCCCUCCCUCCUCCCCAAACGUUCCGGGCAUCUCAUAGGGGCAGCAGUUACUUACAUUUAUGGCGAGAAAAAAGACUAAUCACGAACAUUAUAACACAACUAAUAAUAAUAAUAAUAAUAAUAAUAAUAUGCCCACUUCUCCCGCCUCCUCUCGUCCCUCUCCUUCCUUAGCUAGCCAUGCCAUAAGGGUUCUGACACUCUCCCCAGCAUGAUAGGAGGAGGAGGAGGAGGAGGAGGAGAAGGAGAAGGAGGGGGAGGAGAAAGAGGAGGAGGGGGAGGAAGAGAAGGUGGCUUAGCACUCUCUUGCCUUCACGACCCCAAUAUCCUUCUUGAGCGCUGAAAAAUGGACCUUUGCUCAUUUUAAAACCGCUCUCUCUCUCUCUCUCUCUCUCUCUCUCUCUCUCUCUCUCUCUCUCUCUCUCUCUCUCUCUCUCUCUCUCUCUCUCUCUCUCUCUCUCUCUCUCUCUCUCUCUCUCUCUCUCUCUCUCUCUCUCUCUCUCUCUCUCUCUCUCAAAACACAGCAGCAGAGUGAACGGUUACAAUAUAUAAACAAAUGAUUCUACACCUUAAUGGGAUCCGAUUCUCUUCCAAAAGAUAAAAGUUCUGAUGCCAUUGUUUCCUAUAUUUAGUUUGUGAUUGCUUAGUAUUGGUAUUUCACGGCCGAUAGAGAGAGAGAAACAGAAAAAGGGAAAUGGAAAGGGAAAGGCCUGUAGAGAGAGGGAGAGAGAGAUAGACAAAUAGACAGAUAGAGAGGUAGAUAGAUAGACAGACAAACAUCCAUUCACUGUUAUUUUUCAUCUUCUCUGAGUACAACAAAUAAGAUAAGAUCAAAACACCAACAACGCUUCUUGAAAUAAACACUGAAAAACAAGUGUGAAUAUUAAAGAGACACACACGCACACAAACACACACACACACACACACACACCCUUCCUCACACUACACACACACACACACACACACACACACACACACGCACGGAAUACCCAAAUAUCUCAUCUCUCUCUGCAACAAACAUCAGGUGCAGACGUUACUGAGUUUACUUAAUUAACUCUCGUGAUGCUGAAAUCAAUCUUGGGACACAAGGAACCGAGUCUCCUUUUAUUUGCCUUUAUCUUCGCGGGACAAGACAGCGCCAUCUGCAAAUUGACUUGACACUAAGGCGAUUUACAUGCAUUUCCAUAGAUAAAAACGCACCUAUAUGAGAGAGAGAGAGAGAGAGAGAGAGAGAGAGAGAGAGAGAGAGAGAGAGAGAGAGAGAGAAUAUGUUAAGUUAGUAGAGCAGGAAAGGGAAGUCUUAGAACAGAGGAAAGGAUUUGUGGAAGGAAACAGAAGGGAACAAAUGGAGAGAAAGAGGAACUGAUUUACUGUGAAGAGAGAGAGAGAGAGAGAGAGAGAGAGAGAGAGAGAGAGAGAGAGAGAGAGAGAGAGAGAGAGAGAGAGAGAGAGAGAGAGAGAGAGAGAGAGAGAGAGAGAAUAAAAGAUGACAAGAGAAAGGAUAGUGGAAAGGUAGAGGAAAUUAAAGGCAGGAACAGAGAGAGGGAGAAGUGGAGAGAACAUGGAAGGGGAAAGAGAGAGGAGGCGGCAAGAGAGACGGAAGGAGUGAAGGCGGGAAGAGGGAAGGAGGGAAGAUGAAAGGAGGAAGGGAGGGAGGGAGGGGGAGAGGGGAAGAGGGAGAGAGGGAGAGGGAAGUGCAUGCAGAGAGCAGUACAUGAAACAUUCCUUUUGUUUCUAAUUCAAACGCGUCACAUAUACAUUUAUUUUUUGUACCUGAAAAUGAAUUCUUUGAUUUAUGUAGGAAGGCUGCCAGCACAGAGACAAGGGGGGAGGGGGGGGUAGGAGAGAGAGAGAGAGAGAGAGAGAGAGAGAGAGAGAGAGAGAGAGAGAGAGAGAGAGAGUAAAGGAGGAAGAAAGAGAAAGAGAGAGACACGGGAGAGAACGAAAGUGGAGAGUCUCGAAACGCAAUCAACGAAGAAGUGAAAAAGAAAAGAAAAAUAAAUCCUACGAAGAAGUCAACGUUUUAAAAUAUUGUUCAAACACUUUACUUACUCUUAAACAAAACAAUAAUAACAGAAACAAGCAACUAACUGCGCAAAGAGGAAAAAACAAUAACACACACACACACACACACACACACACACACACACACACACACACUAAUUCCGACCAUAAAACAAACAUAAAAACGAUAAAAAGACAAGCUAAAGCACAGCCAAAAGCCAACACUCCGACCUCUGCAAACGGGGAACUAAGUAAGGGAGGGUGGAGGAGAGGGAGAGAGGGAAGGAAGUAGGGAGGUGGAAGGGAGGGGAGAAGGGCAGGGUAAGGAGAGGAUGGAGAACAAAGGAGGAGAUAAGGGGGAGAUACGGAAGAGUGGGAGAAUCGAAUCGACACGUGCAUGAUAGGGAAAGGAAAAGGUGGAAUGGGGGGAAAGGAGCGAAAAGAGAAGAAGGGAAUUGAUGGGAAAGGAAGGAAAGGGAAAACAGGGUAAGGAGGUGGACUACAAGGAGGGAGAAGGGGAGGGAGACGACAGAGUUGGAGAAAGGUAAGAAGACAAGGGAGGGGAAGGGAAGGGGAUGGGUGGAAUGGAGGAAGUUAGGGACAAGAGUAAAGAGGCAAAGGGAAGGGAUGUAAGGAGAAGGAGAGGGAAAUCUGGGUAGGGAGAGGAUGAACUACACGAAAGGGAGCGACACGGCAAAGAGGGAGAGAGGAAAUAAGUCAUGGAAGAGAAGGGAAAUGAAUGGGUUGAAAAUAAAGAAAGAAAGGACAGGAAUGAAGGGGCGAGAGGAAGGGAAAGACAGAGGGAAGAGACUACUGGAAAAGCUAAAGAAGAAAAUGGAGAAAGAAGGAGACUGAGAAAGGGGAACUAAGUCAGAAUGAACAAAGAGAAUAAAGGAGAUGAUACAAGAUGAGGGAAGAGAAGAUAUGCAAUGUAAAAAAUGGAAAGAAAGGGAAAGAGGAAAGAAUGGGAAAGGGUAGAGAAACAGAAAAAGGGACGGAAAUGAAGGGAAAAGGGGAAAGAGAAGGCAGAAGGGGAAAGAAGUGAAGUAAAUGAUACGGAAACAGGGAAAGGAAAGGGAUGGAACAGGGCAAGGAAGGUAGAGAAAAAGAAAUAGGAAAGGAAAUGGAGGAAAGGCAUAAGAAGACAGGAUUAAACGUGGCAGCAAACGAAGGGAAGAGAGAAGAAGCGAUGUUAGUAUACAAAGGAAGAGAGAUAAGGGACAGAUAACUAUGGAAGGGAAAAAAAAUGGAAUAGGAGAGGAAAGGAAAGAGGAAAAGGCAGUAGAAGACCGGACUAAGAGAAGCUACAAACGAAGGCAAGAGAAGCGAUAGUUAGGGUACAGAGGAAGGCUAAGAGAGAGAGAGAGAGAGAGAGAGAGAGAGAGAGAGAGAGAGAGAGAGAGAGAGGGGGGAAGGGGAGGAGGGGGAAGUACGAGCAUUGUUUACAUCGGUAAGUUCCGCAUGACGCAAGGUUCACCCCCUACCUCCACCCAAGCCCCCCUCACCCCCUCAUCCCUACCGACCCCGGCACAAUAGCGCAUUGCAAAGUGCCAUCAGCCGUCUGCCUCUCCUCCGCCACUCCUGCACGAGAGAGAGAGAGAGAGAGAGAGAGAGAGAGAGAGAGAGAGAGAGAGAGAGAGAGAGAGAGAGAGAGAGAGAGAGAGAGAGAGAGAGAGAGUGUAGAUAGAAAAAAAAAAAACGAAAAAAUAUAGAAAACGGUUAUUUCUUUCACUCUGUCUCCCACUUUACGCCGUGAGAGGAGAAAGUCAUGAUGAAGCAUAUCAGAGAGAGAGAGAGAGAGAGAGAGAGAGAGAGAGAGAGAGAGAGAGAGAGAGAGAGAGAGAGAGAGAGAGAGAGAGAGAGAGAGAGAGAGAGAGAGAGAGAGAGAGAGAGAGAGAGAGAGAGAGAGAGAAGCAAGCGCACACACUGAUUACGGUUCUCUCUUUUUCUUUAUCUCUCCCUUACUCAUCUUACUCAACUCUCACUCGCUCUCCCUUUCCUUCUCCUUCAUCUAGUGUGUGUGUGUGUGUGUGUGUGUGUGUGUGUGUGUGUGUGUGUGUGUACAGAGUGA